This is a messenger RNA of Apus apus (common swift), 1970 nucleotides long. RefSeq names its product histidine--tRNA ligase, cytoplasmic-like. The record is from RefSeq and is a predicted model, not a curated record. Gene Ontology annotation, cellular component: mitochondrion; cytoplasm. NCBI's taxonomy places the organism in Eukaryota, Metazoa, Chordata, Aves, Apodiformes, Apodidae. Bases 39 to 1541 code for a protein of 500 amino acids. Gene Ontology annotation, biological process: histidyl-tRNA aminoacylation; mitochondrial translation. The transcript is spliced from 13 exons. Gene Ontology annotation, molecular function: ATP binding; histidine-tRNA ligase activity; identical protein binding.
CGCAUGCGCGGAGCCGGGCGGGCCUGGCGGAGGCGGCGAUGGCGGAGGCCGCGGUGCGGGCCCAGGCCGAGGCCGUGCGGAGGCUGAAGCAGGAGCAGGCCCAUCCCGACCAGAUUGCAAAGGAGGUGGCGAAGCUGCUGGAGAUGAAGGCACAGCUGGGGGGAGAUGAGGGGAAGCAGAAGUUUGUGCUCAAGACCCCGAAGGGCACCCGGGACUACGGCCCCAAGCAGAUGGCCAUUCGGGAGAGGGUCUUCAGCACCAUCAUCAGCUGCUUCAGGCGCCACGGGGCAGAAGUCAUCGACACCCCCGUGUUCGAGCUGAAGGAGACGCUGACAGGGAAAUAUGGCGAAGACUCAAAGCUCAUCUAUGAUCUGAAGGAUCAAGGGGGAGAGCUGCUGUCCCUGCGCUAUGACCUGACAGUGCCCUUCGCUCGCUAUCUGGCCAUGAGCAAGAUCACCAACAUGAAGCGCUACCACAUCGCCAAGGUCUACAGGAGGGACAACCCGGCCAUGACCAGAGGUCGCUACCGGGAGUUCUACCAGUGUGACUUUGACAUCGCCGGGCAGUUCGACCCCAUGAUUCCCGACGCCGAGUGCCUGAAGAUCGUGCACGAGAUCCUGAGCGACCUGCAGCUGGGGGACUUCCUCAUUAAGGUCAACGAUCGGCGCAUCCUGGAUGGGAUGUUUGCAGUGUGUGGGGUCCCAGACAGCAAGUUCCGAACCAUCUGCUCCAGUGUGGACAAGCUGGACAAGAUGCCGUGGGAAGAGGUGAGGAGCGAGAUGGUGGGAGAGAAGGGGCUGUCUCCUGAGGCUGCAGAUCGCAUCGGGGAGUACGUGCAGCUGCAGGGCGGCCUGGGCCUGGUGGAGCGGCUGCUGCAGGACCCCAAGCUGUCCCAGAACAAGCUGGCCAAGGAGGGGCUGGGGGACAUGAAGCUGCUGUUCGAGUACCUGGCGCUGUUUGGCAUCACGGGGAAGAUCUCCUUCGACCUGAGCCUGGCGCGGGGCCUGGACUAUUACACGGGGGUGAUCUUUGAGGCUGUGCUGCUGCAGCAGGAGAACCAGCACGUGGAGGAGCCCGUCAGCGUGGGGAGCGUGGCCGGGGGCGGCCGCUACGACGGGCUGGUGGGGAUGUUUGAUCCCAAGGGACGGAAGGUGCCCUGCGUGGGGGUCAGCAUCGGGAUCGAGCGGAUCUUCUCCAUCCUGGAGCAGAAAGUGGAGGCCUCUGAGGAAAAGAUCAGGACAACAGAGACACAGGUGCUGGUGGCCUCUGCCCAAAAGAAGCUCCUUGAAGAGCGGCUGAAGCUCAUCGCCGAGCUGUGGGAUGCUGGAAUCAAGGCAGAAGUGCUGUACAAGAAGAACCCCAAGCUGCUGAACCAGCUGCAGUACUGUGAGGACACAGGCAUCCCGCUUGUGGCCAUUGUGGGCGAGCAGGAGCUCAAGGAUGGAGUGGUCAAGCUGCGGGUCGUGGCAACCAGAGAAGAGGUCAACGUGCCCAGGGAGAGCCUGGUUGAGGAGAUCAGGAAGCGGACGAGCCAGCCGUGACCCCCUUCCAGACACAUCCACGGGUUGUUGGAUGUUGGCUGACACAUUUCCUCCUGGAAAUGCCUUUCCCAGCCCACGUGGCAGCCGUGUGGGGCCGGGGGGCCUUCCAAAGCUGUAUUUAUUCUUCUCGUGUGCCCUCCCUUUCCCGGCGGCAGCAGAGGCUGCACCAGCUCCUGCCCCGUGCCCUGGCCCCCGAGCGUGGGGCUGGGAAGAUGUUUUGCCAAGUGGCUCUGGGGCCCUGUGCCCUCCCACCGGCCCUGGCUGCGGUGACACGAGGAGCCCCCGUGCUGGCACCAGCCCCCUGGGCCUUGGCUGCAGCUUCUCCUUCCCCUCGCUCUGAAUAAACAUCCCAUCCCUCUCCUCUGGCUGCAGGGAUGUGACCAUAUCCCGAGCGGAAUGUAAAGGCCGUAAUAAAUCCGUCUGUCCCUC